AUGAUGAGAAAUAGUUAGAGCUUAAAAAUGAAGGGCGAGAAAUUACCACACUUUUUUAUCAAUAUUUAAUUUUAGUUUAUGUAAUUUUUAGUGCUUAUCUUCUUAACAAGUAUUUUAAUCAAUGAAGUCUAAGGAGGUUGGAUAAUACAAUACAAUGGAAUACAUGAAUUUAAAACAAUUACAUGUACUUCAUUAGGUUGUUUAUAUGGAUUUAAGAAUUAAACAAGCACAGGACCAGCCUUAUAUUUAAAUUGUUUAACAAGUCCACUCACUGCUUUAAUGCUAGAUAAUAACUAAUUAACUUCAAUAGAAAAUACUGCAUCUUUAACACCAACAUAAUCAAACGCUUAUAAAUUAUUCAUGUUUGAUGUAUACUAUACAAGUCAAUGGGUAGAUGAUGUCAUAGAUUUUGAGUUUAAUAAUUAAAUUUUUUAAAUUAGACAUUCAACUUCAGAUCCAUUGCCUCAAACAAAUGGAUUUUGUGAUUCAAUUUAAUAUGAAGUUAGAACAUAUAACUUUACAUUACCUUAUAGUUCAAAUAAUUAUUAAUUUCCAAAAUUUACAAUAUAUAAUCCAUCAAUUAGUGCAAUGAUCAGAAAUGUGCAUAUGUCAUUUCAAAAUUGUUAUCCUGGUUGUACUUAAUGCACAGGUCCAGAUAAAAACUAAUGUACAUUAUGUUCUGGAAGUUUGGUUAUAAAUAAUGGAGUAUGUAGAUGUCCAAUAAGAACAAGUGUUAUGUAAGCAUAUGGAUGUGUAAAUAAAUGUUAUUUAACAGGAUCUAAAUUAAAAUCAUAAAAUAGAAUUUGUUUAGAUUUUGCACCAACAACCCUUAUCUACUCUAAUUUAGUUGGAAUUAAUUUAGAAACUUGGUAUAAUUGGAAUAUAAUUUAUGAUCCUAAGCAUUUAGAUAUAAUUGAUAAAAAACUCUCUCCAUAUAAUUUUGGACUCUUUAGAUUUCGAGAAGGAGCCUAUACAUCUAUUAGCACUAUAUAUGCAAUAUACCCUUUAGUAACAAUAGUUUAAUUUGUAUUUUGUAAUGCAACUCCAAUAAAUACAGGAGUUCAAUUUUAUGUCAAUUAAACAUAUAUAGGAUCUGUAUAUUUUGAUGGAACUCAAUAUAUAUAUGAUAAAGUAGAAUUGAGAUCAUAAUAAGUGUAUCCAAUAACUGGAUAAUGCAUAAAUAAUAUGUUUAUCUCUGUUGAGAUAUUUACAACUAUGAUUGAAUAAAAGUUAACAUUUUCUUUAUAAGGGAAUUUUACGUAAAAUUCAAGAAUAAUUUAGUUCAUCAGGAGCUGGGUGGUUUGUAAGAUUGGUUUAAAUUACAACAGGUUAUUGUCCAUAUACAUGUCUGAAAUGUGA
Messenger RNA from Paramecium pentaurelia, 1359 nucleotides. NCBI's taxonomy places the organism in Eukaryota, Ciliophora, Oligohymenophorea, Peniculida, Parameciidae. The record is from the annotation of a GenBank genome assembly.